Messenger RNA from Dinoponera quadriceps, 2022 nucleotides. RefSeq names its product protein hunchback-like. NCBI's taxonomy places the organism in Eukaryota, Metazoa, Arthropoda, Insecta, Hymenoptera, Formicidae. The record is from RefSeq and is a predicted model, not a curated record. The coding region runs from base 1 to 2022 and encodes 673 amino acids. The transcript is spliced from 2 exons. Gene Ontology annotation, biological process: regulation of transcription by RNA polymerase II. Gene Ontology annotation, molecular function: RNA polymerase II transcription regulatory region sequence-specific DNA binding; DNA-binding transcription factor activity, RNA polymerase II-specific.
AUGCGAUCAUCCGCCUUGGACAAUUCCCUGAUGCCGUUUGAAACUUACCAAAACCCGAGCCCGGUGUUGAGCUUGGAUAACAGCCCGCGGUCCGAAGAGUCCGAGCAGCAGGACACCAUGAUGGAGCAACACGAUCCGGGGCAGGGGCCAUCCAGCGGCGACCUGCAGUACAAGUGCUCGAUCUGCGACUUUACCACGACCAACAGGGUGGAGAUCUUCCAACACUUGACCGAGCACAUAGUGUCCAAGAGCAGCAACAACAACCAGGAGGUCGUCAACAUGGCGAUGACGCAGCUGCGGCACCUCCAAGCGGUGGAAGGCAACUCCUUGUCGUCGAGGGACGACCAAGAGCUCAACAACAGCAACAACGACAACGGCAACAACAACAACAACUGCACCAAGGAGCCGGGGAUGCGGAUGCCGCGUGUGACCUCGCAGGGCAAGAUAAAGACUUUCCCGUGCAAGAAUUGCGACUUCAAGGCGGUGACGAAGCUCGAAUACUGGGGCCACAUACGCGUCCAUAUCAAGCCGGGCAAGCUGAUGAGCUGCUACAAGUGCCCCUUCGUCACGGAGUACAAGCACCACCUGGAGUACCACCUGCUGAAUCACACCGGCGCCAAGCCGUACAAGUGUCCCAAGUGCCCGUACACUUGUGUGAACAUGUCGAUGUUGAACAGCCACAUGAAGUCGCACUCGAACGUCUACCAGUAUCGGUGCAACGACUGCAAGUACGCCACCAAGUACUGCCACACGUUGAAGCAGCAUCUGCGCAAGCACCGUCACCAGCCGGCGGCGGUGUUGAACGCGGACGGCACUCAGAGCCCGGUGGUGAUCGACGUCUACGGGACGAGACGCGGGCCCAAGCAGAGGCCGAAGAACAGCAACGCCCCUGCCGACGACAGUCGAGGACCGCCGGCGGAAGAGUCGGGCACCACCACCGCCGCCACGCAGACGCUGCUCAACAACGGAAGUAACGGCAGCGGCAGCAACAACGGCAGCAGCAAUACCCAGCAGUCUACGUCGACGUCGCCACAGACGUCCUCGUCUACGCCCGCGCCGUUUACCCUUGGCAUGUUGGCGAACAUAUUCCACGGCAGGAAGAACGGCAACCUGCCGGCCCAGGACAGCCAGGUGACGGUCCAGAAUAUGACUCAUUACCCCCUCCAAUACCAUCAACAACUGUUCGCCACGCUGAACAUGGCGACGCAGCAGCUGAUGCCGAAUGGCGGCCUCGUCUUCGGCGAGCCGACGACGCCGUCGCCGGCGGCGUCGAGCGACGAGGAGGAACGGCGAACCAUCAUGACGACCCCGGGGAAGAGCAUCGCCGAUAAGGCCGCCGAGUUCCUCCAAGGCUGCCUAACCAACAACCUGCCGGUCGGCCGAGAAGAAAAGCGGCUAGAGGAGGAGCUCAACGCCAGGGACGUGCCGUUGGACCUGACCUCAGCCUCGCUGAGGAACGAGCUGCCGUGCCAGCAGGUGCCGCUGAACCUGGCGCACUCGCCGAAGGCGACCGGUACUAGGAGGCGCAAGGGUGUCGCCGUGAAGCUCGAGCACCGGGUAGUGGAGAAGGAGGACACGGACGAGGAGAUGACGCAGAGCGGGAAGCGGCUCUGCCAAUCGAGCUCACCCAAGGCCGGCUCAGCCUCCUUCACGACCUCAUCCACGCCCUCGCCCAAGGCCGCGUCAGCACCGUUCACCUCGUCCUCUCCGGACGAUUUCGCUGGACCGGCCCGGAAGCGCGAGGAGGCGUACGGCUGCCUUUCCAGCGGGGAUUACUACUUGUGCCCGCACUGCAACAUCAAGUACACCGACGAGGUAUACGUCGCACACAUGAACUACCACGGCCGCGUGGACCCUUUCACGUGCAAUAUCUGCCGCAAGUCGUACGGCAAUAAGUCGAAAUUCCAGUUGCACAUCUACAAGCAAUGGUGUGCGUCUCUCACAGGUAGUGGGAGCGCCCAGGGCCCGGGAGCUCCGGGCAUCCGUUAUGUGCAUGAAGGCUGUGAAAGAGAAAGGAAAUAA